Osmia bicornis bicornis is the source of this 6659-nucleotide messenger RNA. It is a transcript of the gene Kua, whose product is annotated as plasmanylethanolamine desaturase. The coding region runs from base 3553 to 4476 and encodes 307 amino acids. The record is from RefSeq and is a predicted model, not a curated record. Gene Ontology annotation, molecular function: oxidoreductase activity. Lineage: Eukaryota; Metazoa; Arthropoda; Insecta; Hymenoptera; Megachilidae. The transcript has 6 exons.
AAUAAUCUACAUUAAUGGUAGGGGGAUAGUAUUAGAAUAUAGUUAGAAGAUAAGUAUAAAAGAACAAUAUAUAUUUUUUAAUACAAUACUUAUAUCAGGUGAAAGUAACUUAAAUAAACUUAUGUUUUAAUGAUAUCUUUGGCUUAAGGACGAAAGUAAAUGAUAUAAUAGUACAUACGGGAAUGAAUGAAACUAUUUUUAUACAAUAGUUCGAUGAGUAGGUUAUAAAAUUUAGCAUCAUGAAUUCAUUAUAUGAUUCUGUUUUUACAUAUACGUUGAAUAUUAUAAACCAUCGAGUAUCCUAGAAAAGUUCAAUCAAACAGAAAUCGUAACUUAACACAUGAAACUUUUAAGGAAAUAUAAGGAUUUUAUGCUCAAGUAAUCGAUGACACUCGGUGUGUAAUAAAAUUAAUUAAUCAUACAUAUAGAGAUACGAUUCAAACGAAUGUUCGAAACAAUCGAAAUUAUGUCAGCUGUAUAUACACAUUAUGUACUCCCACGCUUCACGCUAUCGUCUUCUUCGUACCUUGGAUAUAUCGCAGCACGCAAGUCCGCAAAUAACCGAUAUGUACUCAAUCCACAGUGAAAAAUAUCAACUUGUGGUUUGUCAUUGUGGCACAACGUUUUACGCUGUGUAUUGUAUCUUCAGCAUCUGUGUAUUAGGUCGUCACGGUUACGCUAUCAAUAUGAAUUAUUGAUUCAUCGUCAGUGUCUUUUGAAGCUAAGGGAAAUCUAAAUUGAUCACAGUACAAUUACUAAAUUUUAAUAGGCUGCAUAGUAAUAAGUAAUUAAAUUGAAAUAAAAAAUAUUAAAUGGAUAUAAUUUUAACACCUCUGUAUCUUUUAUCAGGCUUGAAACAGUUGAAAAAUUGUUAAGUUAAGAAUGGGUAAUAAACUUGAAAAUUGCCUUUUUGAUUAUAAAGAGUUUCGAAGGUUGGCAGAUUAAAUUAGAUUAACUUACGUAAGAAUAUCCUACCGUUUGGUGUUAAUUAUACUUAUGCGUAAAAUUAACUGCUCGAAAUAAUUUAUAUCGUUUUCAUUCGUUUAAUACUUUAUUAUUAAAUAUGAAUUACCUAAUGUGAACAGUAAUUAUAUCUACACAAUAGUUACCGCAUUGAUCGAUGAAAAUAAAAGUGAUCACUUUUGCGUAAGCGAUCGAACGUACCACCUUCUGACUUCCGGUUCAGCUGUUGAUAUCGAUAGCACUCGGAUGGCAACUCACCUACAUACAUAUCUACAUAUUUGCACGCAUAACUGUAAAAUUGUAAAUUAUCUGUAUCGUUAUCUUGUGUUCACAUACGUUCGUCUAUAUCGUAUACAUAAGGUGUAAAUUUCGCGCUAUUUAAUUCUUUUUUAUCAUUUACUUUCGCCACUACAAGAUAUUGUUGUUUCUUCGGUUAAACAAUAAAAAACGUGUUAUACUUUUGAUUAACAAUCGCCCCUUGUAUAUGAUAGCGUUUUAUUACAGUUGAGAAUUUAUGUCAACCGAAGUUUCGCACUUCUCAGUUUUAUUUUGGCAUUAUUGUAACUUGGCAAACUAACUGGUCGUACAAGGCUAAAGAAGAACGCAACCUCAAACAGAUAAAUUAUAAAGAAGUAUUCACGAAAUAUCACAAAAUAUCACUGACACUCAAGUUAUUUGCAACAAUGUUUAUUAGUAAUUGUUAACUAACUGUUCAUACCAAAGUACAUAUCGUAAGUAUAAUCAGAUGCUUUCAUGUACAUACAUAUGUACAUAUGUAUACAUAUGUAAUGUAUUACAUACAUACAUACAUACAUAUAUAAUUAUGGAUAAAUCAUUGGGUUUGAUGCUUCAUAUUACGAAAAAAUAAUCGAUUGGUUUCGAUAGGAAAUCGAUAAUUUCUCAUUAAGUUAAAUUUAUUCAACAUUAAAAAUUGUCGUUGUAUAACUACUACAUAUAGCACGUAAUGAUAUAUUACGCGACCAUGAGUCUAAAGUCUAGACACAUCAUCGUAAUACAACUUAUGAAAAACUUAGAAGACCAGUUGAAAUUGUUCGGUCGAUCUACCUUUGAAUAAAAUAUGAUUAUUCCGUGAGACAUCACAUGUUUUACUCCAAAGGACUUCUUAGGUCGUAUCAAAGUUAAUACAUACAUGUGCGUUCACCGUUCGACGCUAAAAGCUCUUUAUCUUUCUUACAAAUAAUGUAAGCGCUACUUAGGUAAAUGAUUACGGUAAAACAUUAUUAUUAGAUUUUUUAUUUUUUGUUAAACAAACCUUAAGAAACUAAUGAAUUUUGAUAUUGUUCAAAAAUGAGAGUACAGUAUGCGAUUUCAAAUAAUUAAGCAAAUAAAAGCAAAAAAUAAUCCCACCUCGACAAUAUGCAACUCUUCGUACGUUUAAUCCUUACAUCGGGAAGGGUUGCCGCAUGACGGCGCCACGAGAGCGUCGCGACGACGCGAGCAGACGCAAGUCAUAGUCGUCAGGCGGCGCCGCGCCGGUCGUUCGUCAGAAAACGAGGCGGGGUUGCAGGAAAAGCUCGCAUGAAAGAAAGAGAAAAGGAAACAUAAGUGCUAAGUGAACUCGAGCAAAAGAGAAAGAAUCGAGGCGUUUAUUCGUGGGCAAAACUUUGUGUGGACAUACGGCGAAACUAGCGCCUCCGUAUACGAUUUUUUUCUCGUACCUAUCGGCUUACAAGAGAAACGGUUCUUCAACUUAAAUGUCAAAUCGUGACAACGUAUCUCUUCGAUCUUUUCAAUUAUCUCUCGGUUUUCUUUCUUCUUUCUUCUGUGCGUUCUCUUUGAUUUUAUCUCGGUUCUUGUCAUUUAUAAAAUUACACAAAAUCCGAGCCCGUUACUGUCAGUUCUUUCUGGUGAUCUCACGGUGUAGUAACAGUCAACGAAAUAAGGAGAAAACUUGUGCAUGCACCGAUACGAAUAAGUAUGAACAUCAUGCGUACUUUUCUUACAUGUGUACGUGUUACAUCGAUACGAGGUACGAUAGUGUCUCGUCGUAGGUCUCUUUCGAUCCUACUACUAUAGUGACUAAUUGAGCGUGCACAUACAGCAACUUUAUGGCCUGGACAAUGCAUCGACCAGGAUAACCACCGUUCGCAGAAACAGCAAAAGAUUCUUUGAUUUUUCGAGGAAUUAUCUAUCGGCGAUCUUCUUUUUUAUCCGUCUUAUGGCAAGAAAUUUCAUCGAAUGAGGCAACGGAUACAAAGAAUUGAAAAGGAAAACCGAAAAAACGCACAACAGCAACAGGAACAACGAAAGAAAUUACCUUCUACUAAUAAAUGGUGCAAUGACUGUGAUUGGAAAGAUUGUACAAAAAGCAGAUGGAUUGAACGAUACAGAUGAUGCGAAAAUACAUCGAAUAACAUGUAACAUGUUAUGGCCGUUUUUACAUGCAAAAUUUAAAAAAUAGUUCGCCUUUUACAAGAAAGUUAUCUAACAGAGUAUAGAUUAAAUUAUAUAAAUAAUUAUAUAGAAACGCAUCGCUGCCUUUUCGUAACAGAGACCUCGCAAUGUUAAAAACUAGGCAAUCGGUAAAAAAAUAAUAACGAAUAACGUAUAAAAGGGAAUUAAAUAAUUAUGGAUGAAAUAAAAGUGGCAAAUUUGAGCCAAGCGGCAUCAGCCGCGUGUUCGAUGGCUACAAAUUUCUUGGCGCCAGUAAAAACCGAACGGCAGAUCUACGAGAAUUCAAUGCUCGAGGACGAUCCGAACGCUAACUCGGUGGUGUCUACUUCGCAAAAAGAUAGAACCGUGCCGAGAUGGGGUCCAACUCACAAGGGUGCUCAAGAACUUGCUAAUCUUUACAGCACCGGAAAAAGGACGCAAGAAUGCAUUUGUAUCGGCAUCUGUAUUACACUCAUGAUAGUUAAUUCAAUAUUCAUUCUCGUCAGGUUACGAUUUGAAAAUUUAAGUUCGAUAGCGAUAGCAGCGUUUUGCGGCAUCGUUACAGCGGAUUUCGGAUCUGGAUUAGUUCAUUGGGCCGCUGAUACAUGGGGCUCUGUAGAACUUCCUAUUCUUGGAAAGAACUUCUUGAGACCAUUUCGAGAGCAUCAUAUUGAUCCAACCAGCAUAACAAGACAUGAUUUUAUAGAAACUAACGGUGAUAAUUUCAUGGUCACAAUUCCAUUCCUUUGUAAGCUAACAUGGGACUUUCUCACUCUACCAGAAUCAGAGAUACAGCAGAAAUUUCUUUGGACUUGUUAUUGGUUUUUACUCGCGAUUUUUGUUGCAAUGACUAAUCAGAUACAUAAAUGGUCACACACGUAUUUCGGACUACCUACCUGGGUGGUCUGGUUGCAGGAGCAUAGAAUUAUAUUACCUAGGAAACAUCAUCGCGUGCAUCAUGUCGCACCGCAUGAAACUUAUUUCUGUAUUACCACUGGAUGGUUGAAUUGGCCAUUAGAACAACUUCGAUUUUGGUACAUUUUAGAAGUUAUUAUCGAAAAAGUUAUUGGGUGUAAACCAAGAGCGGAUGAUUUGAAAUGGGCACAAAAACGAUCUUGAGAAUUAAUAUAUUUUAUGCUUUUAUGCAUUUUCAUGGAUAACAAUGAAAUUUAACGAACAGAAAGAUCCUUCCAUGAUUUCGUAAUCUCAUGGAAAAAGGGUAUAGAAGAAAAUUUGACAUAGAACAUGCUAACAGAAAAAUUAAAUCCGUAACAUAAUUUGUUUCUUAUACUUAGCACUAUGAGGCCUUUCCUACAAAAUAGAUAGCGUGAUUAAAGACAUUUAGUAUUAUACGAACAUGCUUUUGAAGUUUAUACAUUUAUAAUAUGUAUAUGCAAUAACACAGAUAUGUAUAUAUAAAUUAUAUAAGAGUAAUGUGAAUACGAAAUUAUGUUUGUGUAAUUAUGAAUUAAUGAUUGGCCUGUCAAAUUAAGCAAUUAUACGUUUUACGCACCGCACAAUCAUUAUAAGUAGCACAAACUUAAGUAAAGAUUAUUUGAACGUUUUAUAUAAUAAUUCGUGAAGUAUUAUGAAGUUUAAAUUCUAAUACACCAGCACAAUGUGAGAAAAGGGGUAUUAUAUACUUAUAUAAUUUAUAAACACGAUGUCCAGUGGCUAUGAAAUUAAUAUGUACGUGUAUAUUUACCCACGUAUAUAUUUAUGAAUUAAUUUAAAUUUAUUGCUGCCACAUUUGUUAGCAAAUGAAUUUAAAGAAUGUUCUUUCGGUGAAAAGAUAUACUUUAAUUAAUGCACUAAUUUAAACUAGCUCAAUCUGCUGUUUAAGUGCACUCGUCGAUUUCCCUGAACCUUUGAAAAUUUUUCAGCCACUGAAAUUGAAUGCAACGUACUGAUUUAUAAUAAUAACAUUUUAUCAGAAGCAAAUAUUGUCAAUUUAAGUAUUAUCUAUGCGUAUACAUCUGCAUUGUAAAUUCAAACAUUUUUCUAUUUUUUCGUGAAAGAUAAAAAUACAAAUUUAUAAAUUUGUAUGUUUUUAUAUGACCUAUAAAUAUUGAGUUUAUAAUCAUUAAAAUUGGCAAUUUGGCUUCAAUUUUAAUUUUAUGUAUAUAGUUGGAUUAUAUUGUCACAAUCUGAGCUAAGAUUUGUAUAAUAAUGUUUUAUACAAUAUAUAUAAUUAUAUUAUAGACAAAAUCAUGAAAAUUUUAUAUUAAAGAGGAAAUAACAUAAACAAAGUUUAUAUCGCUUAUAAAUUAAAACUUUGUUUAAUGUAAUAUUACACGCACACAUACACGUUUAUAAAAUUUUAUUCCAUCAAUUACAUUUCUUAGCUCAUGACAAAUAAUUUAACAAAUAUAAUCUAACAAACAUAAAAGUUGUAAGGUGCUAAAUAUAAGUACAAGUUUUAGGUUCAGGGACCAAGAAAAGAGUUUAUUGCUCUCUGCAGCAGUUUUCUAAGUAUAAUUGGUUUGAUUUGGGUAAAGUAUACUGAUGUACAAAACAAUAAUACAAAGAGCUAAAUUUUAUAGAAAUUUUAUGCCAAUGAUUUUGACUUUUAUGUGUAAUUCUUUCUUUUUUAUUGGCUUCUAUUUAGAUGCCUCGUAAUUUUCAGUAUACUUUAUGCAGAGCUUUACCACAAUGUAUGUUCCUUGCAAGCAAAUCAUUAGUAAUGUCUUUUAAAAGAAACGAUUAUUAUAAGACAUUAUAACUACUAUAAAUACCAUAAUUGUUAUUGUUAUUGUUAUUGUUAUAAAAAAGAAGUAUAAACUUUUAACAAAUUUGUCAUAUAGUAAUGCGUGCCAGAACUGAAGCUUUCUAUUUAUACAAAUCUAUUUAACAGUUAACUAAUAAUUGCACAAAAGAAAUUGAAACAAAUAACUAUAUUUUUGCUAAUUUAAUUUUUGAUGCAAUAUACCAAAGUCACUAUCAUUGCAAAUUCAGAUUUCUUUUUUAAACAUGUAGCUUUUUAAAUACAAAUAUCAAAGAAAGAUAUGAAAAUAGAACUGUGCAUAGUGUCACCCCAAUAUGAACUAAUGUGAAAUCCAGAGCUAGAAGUUUCUUACUUUAUUUAGAGUGUUUCAAUAUACAUAUUUAAUCAUGUUCUGCUGAAUGUUUAUUAAAAGUCGCCUCGGUCUACAAUACAAAACAACGAAAAAAAAGACUACUGACACAGAAUGUUACAUGUAAAGGCAGUAUAAAUGUAUAAUAAUUACAUAAUUAUUUUCUUAAUUUAAUUAAUGAUGCAACACAAUAUCUUGAUUAAAAUAAAGUGUCUCAUUUUCACAUUC